AUGGAGUCCUUCCUCGGCUUUGACCUCUCCAAAAACUACUCCUUCUUUGCGGUUCCAGCAGCGUUCAUCGUCAUCGCCUUCCCACACAUCUACGGCGUUCGCAUCUCAGCUGGAACAUACGACAACGCCAACCCACGCUGCCACAAAGAAUACGUCGAAAAGAGCGACAAGCUCGACAAGACCAAGAAGCAGCUCAUCCUCCGCGCCAAGGCCGCUACGGAAAACGGCUUCGAGACCAUCGGCUUCUUCGCCGCGGGUGUCGCGGCGGCCAACCACGCGGGGGUGCGCGCUCCCGCCCUCAACGCCCUGAGCUUCGGCUACGUCGCCUGCCGCGCGGCGUACAACUUCGCCUACGUCUGGCUGCAGGCAGACCGCCGGCUGUGCUGGACCAUCCGCUCAUCAGCAGCCAACCUCCUUCAAUUACAAAAAAACUUCACUAUCUUCUGCAUCGAAAAGCAUCGAGUCGACGAGAUGCAUCCUCUCAACUACUUCAUCCCACUCUUUGCGUCGACAGCGCUCGCCCUCCCAGGAGAUGCAGGGCCAAUAACCACCACGACGACCACCAUCAAGUGCGACUACAAAUACUGCGACGAGAAGGGCACUUCAUGGUGCUUCCACUUUGUCCCCUUCACCACAAUCGACCCUACUCUCGGCCCUCUACCUGGUGAAACAAGAACCUCCAUCGGUCUCUGCGGAAGCAAGGCUACCAACCAUGCGGCGAAUUAG
This is a messenger RNA of Fusarium falciforme, 726 nucleotides long. RefSeq lists its product as hypothetical. NCBI's taxonomy places the organism in Eukaryota, Fungi, Ascomycota, Sordariomycetes, Hypocreales, Nectriaceae. Gene Ontology annotation, cellular component: membrane. The record is from RefSeq and is a predicted model, not a curated record. Bases 1 to 726 code for a protein of 241 amino acids. The transcript has 4 exons.